Molecule: messenger RNA, 2054 nt
Organism: Eucalyptus grandis
Lineage: Eukaryota; Viridiplantae; Streptophyta; Magnoliopsida; Myrtales; Myrtaceae
Product: protein NRT1/ PTR FAMILY 5.8
Exons: 4
Coding region: 343-1929 (528 amino acids)
Biological process (GO): transmembrane transport
Cellular component (GO): membrane
Molecular function (GO): transmembrane transporter activity
Source: RefSeq, a predicted model, not a curated record
GAACAAGGACGUAUUUGGGGAGGCAGUUCUGAGACCUCCUUUUCUAUAUUUCGGAAAUUAGUGAGAAGUCUAGUAGUGUCCCAUUAUAAUAUAAAAGGGAAGCGACUGAAGGCAAGCCAUGCUUAAGUGACGGGGGUCAUCGUGAGUGGGAGCUACUGUUUUCUUCAAGGUGGCGGAAGGGCUGCACUCGGUGCGGCUCCCUGAAAGUUAAAGAAGAGAGGAAGAGAGAGAUGAUCGGUUUCGCCUCUUCUCUUCUUUCGGAUCAGCUCAGCUCGAGGUCAUCAUCGACUCCUUAAAUUCUGCGUUGCUUCUCAUUCCCUUAGCUCUCUCUCCAAACCCACAAUGGAGAGGAGGCUCAACAAGGCUUGCGUUCUUCUCAUGGUGAUAGCUGGGAUGGAGAGGUUCGUGUUCAAAGGGGUGGCGUCGAAUCUGGUGACGUAUCUGACGGAGGUGAUGAAGAUGAGCAACUCGUCGGCGGCGAAAAUGGUGAACGCCUGGUGCGGCCUCACCUCGCUGCUCCCUCUGCUGGUGGCCCCGCUCGCCGACUCCUACUGGGACCGCUACUCCACCGUCCUGUCCUUCUCCCUCUUCUACGUCGUGGGACUCGUGGCGUUGACGUCAACCGCAUUGGAGUCAGCAUGGCACCCACCGAGCAAGCCCGACUACUCUCCGUACCUCUUCUGGUCCCUCUGUUUGAUCUCCGUCGGCCUUGGCGGGUACAAUCCAUCAUUGCAGGCAUUCGCAACGGAUCAACUCGACAAUGAAGAGGAGCUGCCUCGCAGCAAGGACGAGAAGAAAUCAGGCAAGAACAGCUCGUUCUUUCAAUGGUGGUACUUUGCCAUUUGUAGUGGCAGCCUCCUGGGGAUAACAUUCAUGUCAUACAUACAAGACACCUUCGGAUGGGUUCUGGGAUACGCCAUACCGACUGGAGCGAUGAUUGCAUCGGUUGCAUUUUUCUCAUGCGGAAACAAACUCUGUGGGUACAAACAAGAUGCAAAUAAUGUUGGUAACAAGCCUUUUCUUAUCGUAUAUAAGAGAAUCCGAGCGAUUGCAUCCAAAUUCAAGAAUGGAGCAAUUUCCUUACCAGAUGAGGAGUCUGAAUUGGUGGAGCUAGAGCUGCAAGAGAAACCUCUUUGUCCUCACAAUGUUGGGGUCAUCGAGAACUUGGAAAAGAACCCCAAAAGCUGUCGCUGUUAUGUGAUCAAUAACGGGGGAGUACUCCUUCGGUUGCUGCCUAUUUGGACGAUGCUCCUGAUGUUCGCCGUGAUCUUCAACCAACCGGCGACCUUCUUUACAAAGCAAGGGAUGGCGAUGAAGCGGAACAUCGGGAGCCACUUCGACAUCCCACCAGCGACCCUCCAGAGCGCCAUCACGCUAUCCAUAAUCCUCCUAAUGCCCCUUUACGACAAAAUGCUGAUACCGAUCACAAGGCUAUUCACACACAACAAGGAAGGCAUUAACGUAAUGCAAAGGAUGGGGAUCGGGAUGUUCCUCUCAGUCAUAGCCAUGGUGACAGCCGCGCUUGUCGAGACAAAGAGGCUCGAGAUGAUACGAAGAGCCAAAGACGCCGAAUUGAGCAUCUUCUGGCUGCUCCCGCAGUACAUUCUGCUGGGUAUUUCCGACGUUUUCACCGUGGUCGGGAUGCAGGAGUUCUUCUACAACGAAGUCCCCGUUAGGAUGAGGACCAUGGGAUUCGCGCUGUACACCAGCGUCUUCGGAGUCGGGAGCUUUUUGAGCGCCCUGAUGAUCUCGGUGAUCGAGUUCUUCACGAGGGGCCACAGCUGGUUCUCCGACGACAUGAGCGAAGCCCGCCUAGACAGUUACUACUGGAUUCUGGCCUUGGCGGCUUCAUUGAGCUUGCUUCUGUACGUAGCAUCGUGUAAAUUUUUCAGGAGCCGUAGCUUUGUGGACGGCGAGGAUUGUACAUGAGUUCAUCGUUUUUGAUUUGGUUCUAGGUCGGUCUUUUCAUGAUGUCCCCGUAUCGAAGUUGAUUGUAAAAAUUGUCACCUUUGCCAGCUCCGUUGGACACAAAUUUGCUUGUUUCACGGGUGAAA